Molecule: messenger RNA, 359 nt
Organism: Mycena citricolor
Lineage: Eukaryota; Fungi; Basidiomycota; Agaricomycetes; Agaricales; Mycenaceae
Source: the annotation of a GenBank genome assembly
GACCCCGAUCGGGAUCUCUUCAUCUGAUCCAGACAUCCACAGACCUACCAGACCUGCUCCUGAAAGAGAGUGAUUCUCAUGUGUCAGCCGACAGUGGGAAAGAUGUGGGCUGGUCGCGGGGCAGCUCGAAGCUGGAGACUCAAUGUGUAGUUUCUGAGUGGAGUCGGUGUCGAGGGCUCCUUCGUCGCUGUGCGAGUCGUGGUGAAAGUAGCGUCAGAGCUCAUUACGUGCGACACACGGAAGCGUAGCCGAAACCCCACACGGGGUUCUCAGGGGCAGACGGAAACGCAAUUCUCAGCGUCGCCUUCCCGCGGUGUUUAUCAUCGGGAGCUUCGAUCCCGCAGCACGGACUGCCUGGC